AUGCCGCCUAAAGCCGACUGGGACAAGUACGUGGCGCCACAAGACGACGAAAAAGACGACAAGGUGGUGCCGCUCAGUGAGGGCGACAUCCAGGUGCUAAAAACAUACGGGGCCGCGCCGUACGCCGCGCCCUUGAAACAGCUCGAAAGCGACUUGAAAAGCAUCGAGGAGCGCAUCAAGGAAAACAUCGGCAUCAAGGAGUCCGACACCGGGUUGGCGGCGCCUCACUUGUGGGACGUGAUGGGCGACAAGCAGAAAAUGUCGCUGGAGCAGCCGUUGCAGGUCGCGCGGUGCACAAAAAUCAUCGAGGCCACGGCGCCGCCGCCCACGUUGGACUUCUUGGCCAACGCGGACAACAAGCAGAAGUACGUCAUCAACAUCAAGCAGAUCGCCAAGUUCGUGGUGGGCUUGGGCGAGCGCGUGUCGCCCACGGACAUCGAGGAGGGCAUGCGCGUGGGCGUGGACCGCCACAAGUACGAGAUCCAGUUGCCCUUGCCGCCGCGCAUCGACCCCUCCGUGACCAUGAUGACCGUGGAGGAGAAGCCGGACGUGACCUACGGCGACGUGGGCGGCUGCAAGGAGCAGAUCGAGAAGUUGCGCGAGGUGGUGGAGCUCCCGCUCCUCUCGCCGGAGCGCUUCGUCAAGUUGGGCAUCGACCCGCCCAAGGGCAUCUUGCUCUACGGGCCGCCCGGCACGGGCAAGACCUUGUGUGCGCGCGCGGUGGCCAACCGCACGGACGCCACGUUCAUCCGCGUCAUCGGCUCCGAGUUGGUGCAGAAGUACGUGGGCGAGGGGGCGCGCAUGGUGCGCGAGUUGUUCGAGAUGGCCCGCACCAAGAAGGCCUGCAUCAUCUUCUUCGACGAGGUCGACGCCAUCGGCGGCGCGCGCUUCGACGACGGGGCCGGCGGCGACAACGAGGUGCAGCGCACCAUGUUGGAGUUGAUCACCCAGUUGGACGGCUUCGACCCGCGGGGCAACAUCAAGGUCAUGUUCGCCACCAACAGGCCCAACACCUUGGACCCGGCCUUGUUGCGCCCGGGCAGAAUCGACCGCAAGGUCGAGUUCUCCUUGCCCGACUUGGAGGGCCGCGCCAACAUCUUCCGCAUCCACGCCAAGACCAUGAGUUGCGAGAAGGGCAUCCGCUGGGAGUUGAUUUCCAGGUUGUGUCCGAACGCCACCGGCGCGGAGUUGCGCUCCGUGUGCACGGAGGCCGGCAUGUUCGCCAUUCGUGCCCGCAGGAAGGUCGCCAACGAAAAGGACUUCUUACAGGCCGUCGAGAAGGUCAUCAAGGGCAACAUGAAGUUCAGCUCCACCUCCCAGUACAUGCAAUACAACUAG
Molecule: messenger RNA, 1338 nt
Organism: Metschnikowia bicuspidata var. bicuspidata NRRL YB-4993
Lineage: Eukaryota; Fungi; Ascomycota; Pichiomycetes; Serinales; Metschnikowiaceae
Gene: RPT1
Product: proteasome regulatory particle base subunit
Exons: 1
Coding region: 1-1338 (445 amino acids)
Biological process (GO): proteasome-mediated ubiquitin-dependent protein catabolic process
Cellular component (GO): proteasome regulatory particle, base subcomplex
Molecular function (GO): ATP binding; proteasome-activating activity; ATP hydrolysis activity
Source: RefSeq, a predicted model, not a curated record